This is a messenger RNA of Juglans regia (Persian walnut), 1661 nucleotides long. RefSeq names its product S-adenosylmethionine decarboxylase proenzyme 4. The transcript has a single exon. Gene Ontology annotation, biological process: spermine biosynthetic process; spermidine biosynthetic process. Lineage: Eukaryota; Viridiplantae; Streptophyta; Magnoliopsida; Fagales; Juglandaceae. The record is from RefSeq and is a predicted model, not a curated record. Gene Ontology annotation, cellular component: cytosol. The coding region runs from base 131 to 1168 and encodes 345 amino acids. Gene Ontology annotation, molecular function: adenosylmethionine decarboxylase activity.
CUCUCACCUGUAGUUCCACACACUUACUACAUCUGUCUCUCUCUCUUUCUUUUUGCACAUCUAUCUAGUUUGUCCUCUACCUCCUACCUCUCUCAAUAUCGAUCUUUUUGCUUUUCAUCCCAUUAACUUAAUGGCCGUCUCUGGUUUUGAAGGCUUUGAAAAGCGCCUAGAGCUCCAGUUCUUUGGGGAUGACCCUGCAAUACUGACGGACAUGGGUCUUAGGCAGCUCGAGUUUGAGUCACUAGAACAAGUCCUGCAUGCUGUGCAAUGCACCGUGGUCUCGGCUGUGGGUAACCCCUACUUCGAUGCCUAUGUGUUAUCAGAGUCCAGCCUCUUCGUCUACCCCACAAAGAUCAUCAUCAAGACCUGUGGGACCACCCAGCUCCUCAAAUCCAUCCGUCCAUUGCUUCACAAAGCUCGCCACCUUGGCCUCACUCUUUGCUCCUGCCGCUACACUAGGGGUAGUUUUAUCUUUCCCAUGGCACAGCCCUUUCCCCACACCAGCUUCAAGGAAGAAGUUAUAUAUCUGGAAGAGAGCCUCCCUAGCAAUCUUUGCUAUAGAAAAGCCUCGGUUAUGCCUUCCAAAGUCAGCUCCCAUUCUUGGCACGUUUUCACUGCUAGUGAUGAGGCUCGCAUGGUGAUCAGCCCGCAUGUUCCCGACGUGUUAUACACACUCGAAAUCUGUAUGACCGAGCUCGACCGCGUCCUCUCUCGCAAAUUCUUUAAGCGUCCCGGGGAUGAUAAGACCGGCGACACGGCCGGGAAAGAGAUGACCCAGCUGACGGGUAUUGGAGACAUUAACCCCGGUGCUCUUAUUUGUGAUUUUGCAUUUGAUCCAUGCGGCUACUCCAUGAACGGUGUUAUUGAUGGUGACCGCUACUCCACCAUUCACGUAACCCCAGAGGAUGGUUACAGCUACGCCAGCUUCGAGUGCGUCGGGUCCAUUUACGAUGAUCAUGACGAUGUUGUCAGAGUUUUGAAGAAGGUGGUGCAAGUAUUCCGGCCGGCAACCAUGUCAGUAUCGACUACAUGCACAAGCCAUGAGGUGUGGACAAAGGUGGCAACCGCACUCGAGCCCCUUGGAUUGAAAUGCCGGAGUUGCACAAUGGAUGAGUUCCCUGCGGCCGGGAGUGUGGUGUUUCAAACGUUUACGACUCGCCGGAAGUAAGCUUGGAAGAUUUGGCACUAGUGGUGGUUGGUUGUGGUUGUGCUGGUGGUGGUGGCGGUAGAUACGGGGGGUCAGAAAAGAGAGUUAGGUCCGAGUUAGAAAUAGUUGUAAAUUGUAGAGGCUGGCGCGGGUCAUGAUGGGGUGAUGGAUCAUGAUCAUGAUGAUGUGGAUGAAUGUGAUUGGGCAAUGGGGAUGAUGAAUGUUGGGUUGACUUGUGUAGAAAGAUAAAAAAGUGGUGGUGGAGGGGGGAAAGAAAAUGUUAUAAGAAGAGAUGAGGAGGGGCUGAAUGCUGAUGUGGUAAGUAGCACAAAAAGGUUGGUGGGAUACAGGGAUCAUCAUGAUAAGGCACCCCACUUAAGCUCGCACGCCUAAGAUUUUGAGAAUGGUAGUGGGUGGGGAGAGGUAUUUAAAGUACUGCACUUGUUUGAGGUCAUGUCGUUUAACUUUCUCUUUCUCUAUCUCUAUGUUCUAUUCUUUUCAUCUUUAAAAAAAA